UCUCCAGUCCGUAUAAGCUUGGCGUGGCGCUCAUAGAUACGCACAACGUUAGCGCGGCGCCGCUCCACAGUCGCUCACACCGUCACACGGCAUGGAGGUUGCCGGAAACCAUGUUCAGAGCUGUCGCACGGAGCUGCCGGAGCCGCAGAAGCCGCUGGUGGACGACGACGGGCGGCCGCUCCGCACGGGCACGCUGUGGACGGCCAGCGCGCACAUCAUCACGGCGGUGAUCGGCUCCGGCGUGCUGUCGCUCGCGUGGGGCGUGGCCCAGCUUGGGUGGGCGGGCGGCCCCGCCGCGAUGGUGCUCUUCGCCGCCGUCAUCUACUACACGUCCACGCUGCUCGCCGAGUGCUACCGCUGCGGCGACCCCACGUUCGGCCCGCGCAACCGCACCUACAUCGACGCCGUCCGCGCCACCCUCGGCGACUCCAAGGAGAGGCUCUGCGGCGCCAUCCAGCUCUCCAACCUCUUCGGCAUCGGCAUCGGCGUCUCCAUUGCCGCCUCCGUCAGCAUGCAGGCGAUCCGGAGGGCCGGCUGCUUCCACUACCGAGGGCACGAGGACCCGUGCCACGCCUCCACCAGCCCAUACAUCGCCGUCUUCGGCGUCAUGCAGAUCGUCUUCUCGCAGAUCCCCGACCUAGACAAGGUAUGGUGGCUGUCCACCGUGGCCGCCAUCAUGUCCUUCUCCUACUCCACCAUCGGCAUCUUGCUCGGUGUUGUUCAGAUUGUAGAACACGGAGGACCGAGGGGGAGCCUCGCCGGCGUCAUCGGUGCUGGCGCCAGGGUCACCAUGAUGCAGAAGGUGUGGCGCAGCCUGCAGGCUUUUGGGAACAUCGCGUUCGCGUACGGUUUCUCUAUCAUCCUGCUCGAGAUACAGGACACGAUAAAGUCCCCGCCGCCGUCGGAGGCUAAGGUGAUGAAGAAGGCGACGGCAGUGAGCGUGGCGGUGACCACGGUGAUCUACCUGCUGUGCGGCUGCGUCGGGUACGCGGCGUUCGGGGGCGCGGCGCCGGACAACCUGCUCACGGGCUUCGGCUUCUACGAGCCCUUCUGGCUGCUGGACGUGGCCAACGCGUUUGUGGUGGUGCACCUGGUGGGCACCUACCAGGUCAUGUCCCAGCCCGUCUUCGCCUACGUCGAGCGCCGGGCGGCCGCCGCGUGGCCUGGCAGCGCGCUGGUUCGCGACAGGCACGUGAGGGUGGGGCGAGCCGUGGCCUUCUCCGUCAGCCCGGCGCGGCUCGCGUGGCGCACGGCGUACGUGUGCGUCACCACGGCGGUGGCGAUGCUGCUGCCCUUCUUUGGCUCCGUUGUCGGUCUCAUCGGCGCCGCCUCCUUCUGGCCGCUCACCGUCUACUUCCCCGUGGAGAUGUACAUCGCGCAGCACCGAGUGGCGCGGGGCAGCAUGCGGUGGCUGCUCUUGCAGGGGCUCAGCGCCGGGUGCCUUGUUGUGUCCGUUGCUGCCGCUGCCGGGUCCAUCGCCGGCGUCGUGGAAGACCUCAAGGCGCACAAUCCCUUCUGCUGGUCGUGCUGACCGAACCAACUCUGAUGUAUGAGGGAUGCUUCUCUGCGCCGCACUACUUCGUAAAAGAACAUUAUUAAGAGCAUCUACAAGAGUGUGCCUUAUAAUAGUGCCCUAUAAAUUAAAAGGGGUCUCUUCAACUAAAGUGUUUUUGGGCACAAAAUAUUUUUGUGCUCCAACAAUAGUGCCCUUAAUCAACUGAAAUCGGUUGCUGACGUUGCGAACUGAAAUGGUAAUAUGUAUAACAGCAACCACAUCUUCAGUGAGACAUCCAACAACAACCCAUUCUGAUAUC
Zea mays is the source of this 1814-nucleotide messenger RNA. Its product is annotated as amino acid permease 4. Lineage: Eukaryota; Viridiplantae; Streptophyta; Magnoliopsida; Poales; Poaceae. The transcript is spliced from 4 exons. The record is from RefSeq and is a predicted model, not a curated record. Bases 92 to 1531 code for a protein of 479 amino acids.